CUUUUCGGAAUUUGUUUUUUACUUUACUUUUCUAAAUUGUCGGCUGGUCAUGGUUUUUGUUGUGUUUUGUUUUUUUUUUUUGUUUUUUUUUUGGGGGGGGGGGGGGUAUGUACAUGUAUUUCCCAUGCAUUUCCCAAACUCUGUUAUAAAAAAGAUUGUACCUUAUAUGCCAUGUUGAUUUUUGUUUAUACAAUUAUUUUUUGUUAUUACUAGAUGGCCAAUCAGCGUGAGGGCAAAUGGACAUAUCUUACUCAACUCAGAAAAGGUGUGGUACAGCAAUGACAACAUGCCGUGCAAUGCAUGCACAUGCACUUCCCGAAUUUCUGACUGGCAAUGAAAGUACUAUACUUAUUUACAAUCGAUUAUAUUGUCGCUUUGAUUUCAAGCUAUUUUUUGCUUUGUAUUCAAGCAAAUUCGGGAAGUGCCUAUUGUAUACGGUUGUUAUACAUAUAUCUAGAUGCACUUUUACAAUUCUACCGUAACAACUUUUUACUAUCACUAAUCGUUUAAAGAAUUUUACUUGGUGCCGAGCCGUAGCUGUGCUAUAGUUUCGUUAAUCGUUGUUGCCACAUGUUAGCCUUAUUAAUCAUAAAGUUCGUCUCUAUGUAGAUGUCCAAGUCUACUGGGAACUUCUUGACUUUGGAGCAAGCUGUAGAAAAAUUCUCAGCAGAUGGUAAUUCUGGUUAUUCAUAUUUAUUAUUAAACUCAAACAGUCCCUUUUUUAUUUUGCGCUUAUACAUGGACACGGGGCCGUAGCUAGACGUUCAUUCAUGUUCACACACCGUAAAAACAAUCUCUUUCAAAAGAAAUCCGUCGGGCAGAACACGAAAAUGUGAAUAUGCACCCCCCCCCCCCAACUAUCGGUCUAGCUACGGUGCGAAUUGUCGGCCAGUGGCAAACAUUUACAGUAUUUGUGGUUAGUGUGACUUUAAAUGCCUUGAACAAGGAUUCGUGUCUGUUCUACAGGUUUACGUUUGGCUCUGGCUGAUGCCGGAGAUACAAUUGAAGAUGCGAACUUUGUGGAGAAAAUGGCAGAUGGCGGUAUUUUAAAACUUUACACACUUUUAGAAUGGCUCAAGGUAAGAACGAUCAACUUUUUGUACAGAACCGUAACUGAUCUAUACAGGGGUGGAAAAAAUAGGCGAGCACGCCAGCACUGCUCGCAUGAAAUGUUAAGCAGCUGCAGGAAAUUCGUCUGAAUGAAGAUUUGCUAUUGAAAAUAUGAAGGAAACCUUAAUACCAAUGCCCCAUGCAUGCUCUGUGGGCACAACAAUUAAGAUAUGGUUGACAUACAUUAUUCCUUGAAUUUAAAUCAUGGUCAGCUAGAACACUAUAUGUUUAUGCACAUGCAGAUUUAGCACAAAAAUGCUCAGUUGGUCUGCAGAAAAUUUUUGUCUCCAGGUUGUGCUCCCAGGAAGAACAUUAUUUUUUCCUGCCCUGAUGAUCUAUUAAGCGGCUGGGGCGUUUCAACCGAGGCGCUUAUAUACUAAGGCUUUCUAUUGGAGAAAUUUAUAUUCUUGUAUAGGGAAGUUUCAUAAUAGAGUGGAUAGAAGUCAAAUUCUGUCAAAUUCUUCAACAUUUAUUACUCUCACGCAGUCACGCUCCAACAUUAAUAUGUUAAUGACAUUUAGGGGAAAAGUUGUAAAGAACUGGGAUUUGCAGUACAGUAAACCCCCGCAUAUAAGAACCUAGCUUUUCCAAGUUAGCCUAAACAGGAUCUUAUGUAAAUGGUGCUUACCAGGAAAUUAGGCUAAACAGGUUUUUAAAUAGGUUCUUAUUUUCUUAAGAGAAAAGCAACUCAAUAUAAGGAGGUAUGGUAUAUGAUUUAUAUCAAUUAUGCACAAAUGAUCUAAAAAAUGGCAGUAUAUGAACAUAUAUGAACAUAUAUCAACCCUAUAUGCACUUUAAAGCCACACUGAUUGUAACUUAUGACUUAAUUUUGACUCUAUUUGAUAAUAUAAGAAUCUGUUUUGAAAUUCUAGCCUGAAUAGGUUCUUAUUUAAAGGGAGUCUAAAAAUAUUUUAGCCUAACAGGCUCUUAAAUUCUAGGUUCUUAUGUGCGGGGUUUUACGUAUCAGAAUAAUAUGGGUGGUAACUUAACUUCACCGGCCUCCUUCCCAAUCAUUUCGCGAAGUGUCCGUCACUACUGAAUAAAUUUCGUAUUGUAUUCAUUAAAAUAUUGGAGAUUUCAGUCCAAGAUUUAAAUCUUUCUAGGAAAUGAUUGAAACAAAAGAUGAAUUAAGAAGUGGCUCAAUGGAAUCAUUUAAAGAUCUUGUUUUCAUAAAGUAAGUCUAUCGUUACGCUGAAUAAUAAUACAUUAUUGCCUUGUUUUCACAACACGUUCAAUAAAUGAAGAACUAUUUAAAACACGCGCAGUAGUGUUUUAUCAUAUUUAAAAUGCGAGUGCGCAGCACGAGCAUUUUAGAUAUGAUAAAACAUGACUACUAAAAUGAUAAAACACGACUAUGAUAUGAUAAAACACGACUAGUGUUUUCAGUAGCUUCAAAGUUCAAACACGACUACAAUAGAUGCCGUCUCAUUAGUAUUCUUUGUAUAAAGAACACUUAUUAGGAUGGACCUUUAUAUAAAGAAUACUAACGAAGAUGAGUUUUAUCAUGUGUAAAGCCUCUUCACGUGACACAUUAUGGUUGACAUGAUUUGCCAAUAAGCUUAUGAAUUAUUAAUGAGUGUUUGAAAGGAUAGUAAUAUAUAAAUUGAUGUGGCACGUAUCCUCUUUUAGUUAAGGGUUUUUUCCAAUGGUAGAUAGUUUUGGAGUCUGGACCAUCCUUCCCGGGCUGUUUUAGUGAAUGUCUUUCAGUUCACACAUGUAUAAAAUUCACAUUCAAAUAUUCCAUCAAUAAAUCUUUUCCACAAUAAAUCCCUUCCACAUACAUGGUGCCCCAAUAACAUAAACUCAGAAAGAAACAUAACACAAUGACUUCUGUCGGGUUUCCAGCCCAUCACAUCUUGAUAGACAAUGUUUUAACUUUUUGAUGUUUGAAGAAUAGUUGUACUUUCUGUACACUGUAUUUAUAUUCAGAUUAGAAUAAAACACGGAUCCGGAAUGGCGGAGUAACCGAAUUGCGGUCAGACGAACCAACCUUUGGCAAUCUAGAUACUUCAAACAGCUUAGGUCUAUUUGUUAACAGCCAAUCCAAUACGGCAGAAUCUCUGGUUUUAAAAUAUAUAAGUUGUUUAAGAUGGUUCACCUGUGUGAUGUAUUUCAUUUUAAAACCUGUUGACGAGGGAUUAAAGUCACCAGUAAGUAAUACAAGAGCGUUAGGUUCCUUAAAGAGUAAUGAGUCAAGGUUAUUCUGCACAUGGUCUCUAAGGACAACAUUCUCAGGUUCUUUAUUAGAUGUUGAAUGAUAUAUUACUCCUAGAAUAAUGGAUGUAAUUUCUCUUGGGAGUUUAUGUGGUCUUAAUGAAAUCCAAAUUGAUUCUACAUCAGAUUGGUCACAUGAAUCCAGACGGUUACAAGGUAUUUCGUGAUCCAAAUAUACGCAGACUCCACAACCAGAAGAUCCUAUGCGAUCCUUACGAAAUAAGUUGAAUCCAGGGAUAGAUACACAAUGAUCAAGUCUUCCAGGUAUAAUCCUCAAUAAAUAUCUGAUUGUUCUCGUGGGCAUAUCAUUAGGGGUUGCAAGAUUUGUAAGGGUUGUAUGAAAGGCGUACAAAUGGUUCAUAAGUGGGUGAGAUAUCGCAUUAAUAUCAAAUAUGGUAUUCUUGGUAUUUGGAUAUGAUGGUUUAUUAAAUCUGGUAGUAGGAUUUGGGUGAUUUUGACUGGAGAUCUCGCUUACACUAACGUUAGUAGAAUUAAGAUCAUUCACAUCAUUAACUUCAAUAUCGACUUUUUUUACUUCAGUGGUUAGUGUGACGGGAAUAGGAUCAUUUGCUUGGUUGACUCCCUUUGUAUAGUGAACAUUCUUAAUGAUCGAGUGGGCAUGCGCCACUGUGGUAGCUUUGUUAUUAAACACCGGGUUUCCUCCUGGGAGAAUGCUAUUCUGUUUAGGCGUAUGUGUAGGAGUUUGCGGUCUUUUGUCUAUGUUUGUUUAAGUUCCACUCCUUCGUUAUCAAGCACAAUAAUCGGUUCGUCGCUCAGUCUACUUUGAGAAUGGACUAUAUCGCUGUCUAUCUGAGUCAAUACGGAUUUAGUUUUAUUCAAGCAAUUGUUGUGUGGGUCGACAUUUGCAUCCUUUUGUUUAGAGCAAUACUCAUAGGGCUGAUGAGAAUGUUGAUAUAAAAUUUUCAGAGUAGUUGUAAUUAAGGCUAGCUUUUUUCAUUCUCAAGAUCCUUUACUUUAUAAUUCAAAUUAGAUAAAGCAUAUUUAGCUAUGUGAAGACUAUCUUUCAAAGCAUUGCUUUCUUCCUUAAGUUUCGUAUUUUCUUGCCGUAACUAUUUACGCAUUCAAGCCCAUUAUUUAAACAGAAUUUUAUCCAUAAAUUUAGACUCAAAAUACUUCUCAAUUUUAUUACGAAAGUCAACGAACUGUGGAAUCGCAUCAAAAAUUUGUAUAUCGGCCACUCCCACAAACGUCUACGACCGCACCUUCAUAGUUUUGCAUGUUUACAAUUCUAAUUUUGAACAGAACUAAAUUUGGCUGUUUAAAAUUAGAAUUGUAAACAUGCAAAACUAUGUAGGCGCGAUCGUAGACGUUUGUGGGAGUGGUUGAUAUAUGAAUUUUUGAUGCGAUUCCACAGUUCGGUGACUUUCGUAAUAUCAAUUCUAUCAGUCGUAUUAGUAGGCAUGGGUGCAGUUUGAUCAAUGGCUUCGCUCAUACCUGCAACUUGUUCACCCAGACUAGUAUAUGAUUUUAUUGUAAACUCCAUGGAAAUAUCCAAGGGUUUUCUCAGCUAACUAUCAAUCAACUUGCACCAAUCUGCAACUUGCAAUUUAGGUCGUUCAUUCUGAAACUGGUUUUGAAUACGAAAACAGUUGUUAUUAAGGUGCUGAUUGCUCACGUGUAAAAUAAUCUUUACCUUUCCCUUUGCCAUAUAAGGAAGAGUAAUUAUGCAUGUAUUCCAAGUAUUUCCUAGUUUUUUCUUUGAAAUCGAAACAAGUGGUUUCUUACUUUGUCAGUGUCAUAAGGCGAGCAACAUCACGCAGCGAACAUGUCUUUGUUGUUCUUUCUCCUUGCUUGUGUUUCCUUAAGAUAUUCCAACGCCUGGCUUGGUGGCAAUGAUUGUAAGGAUCAGAGCGACUGCGUCUCUUGCACUAACCACAAAACUUGGUCCGGGGAAAAUUGUCGCUGGUGCCCACAAGACAUGGCAUGCCAUGCUCAAGGCAGCUUGGUAAAUAAAUGCUCGCGAACGGAGAAUAUCGUUAACCCUGAUGACUGCGACAAGAUCGUGCAUGCUAAGUACGACAAAAACCUUGCGCACAAAAUGAUCUAUCUUUGCGCGUUAGCAUACUCUGACGAUGUGGCCAAGUACAUACCGAAAGCAAGCGAAGUGGACACAUUUCACCUUGUCAAGCAGGUUACAAAGCCAUGUUCAGGAGGCGCUCUUUGCUCUGGUUUUGUUGCUGUCUCACACGCAGAAAAAGCCAUCGCUAUUUCAUUCCGUGGUACUCAGCAUUUUAAACAAUUAGUUAACGAAGUUCUUCGUAUACUAGUCGAGCCAAAAAAGUCGUUCGAAGCAGGCGGACAAGUUCAAGUGUACUUUUCGGACGCAUUGGAUGUUGUGUGGAACGACUUGCAAAAAUAUGUCAACGAAGAGAUGAACAGCUACCCAACUUAUAAAGUCUGGGUAACAGGACAUUCUCUAGGUGGAGCACUUGCAUCGCUUGCAAGUACACUUAUCAUGUAUAAUGGCAAGACAACGAAAGAUAACUUGAUGUUGUACACUUUUGGUCAACCCAGAGUCGGUAAUUAUGAUUACGCUUUCACGCACGAUGGUUUGGUACCGCUAAGUUUCAGGGUAACGCAUUACCGUGAUAUUGUUGUCCAUCUUCCAACCUGCAAGACACUGGUGCCUGGAACUCCGUGUAUUGCCUUAGGAGGCUGGCCUUAUCAUCACGGCAAAGAAAUCUUUUAUGGUAGCGAAAUCAUGACCAAAUCUUCGCCUUAUAAAACAUGCGAAGGAUUACCUCACAAUGAAGAUUUAGGUUGCAGCAAUAAUCCUGCAGUUUGGUCCAAAUGCCUACCCAUUGAGUUAUUAGCCUGUAUUGACGAUCAUAAGCAGUAUUUUGGCAUCUCUGUCGGAACAUGGUGGAAAAACCAAGGCAAGGGUAAUACGUCAGCCAUGAACAUCUCCUCUGGAUCGCACCAAUUGUUAAGUUUUUAUAUAAUUCCUUUUCUAUUAUUCUUUGCUUCCUUGUUUUUCUAUAUAUAG
Molecule: messenger RNA, 6331 nt
Organism: Paramuricea clavata
Lineage: Eukaryota; Metazoa; Cnidaria; Anthozoa; Malacalcyonacea; Plexauridae
Source: the annotation of a GenBank genome assembly